Molecule: messenger RNA, 421 nt
Organism: Umbelopsis ramanniana AG
Lineage: Eukaryota; Fungi; Mucoromycota; Umbelopsidomycetes; Umbelopsidales; Umbelopsidaceae
Exons: 1
Coding region: 114-371 (85 amino acids)
Source: RefSeq, a predicted model, not a curated record
CACAAUGAAUGUGUACAACAUACCGUGCUUGUGUUCAAUCCGCUAUGUCGGUCAUGAAGAAGAAAACAUUCUGACAUGUCCAGCUUAAUGAAGAAAGGUUAAGGCUCAGUAGCAUGUUAUGUUGGAUGGUAUUGCCCGCUCCUGGCACCUGUAAAGUUUUAUCCUUCUCCAAAAGGUUCUUCGUGAAUUUUCACAUAGGAUACCAAUUACUUGGGUAUACGGCACCACUCUUAGACACUAUGCACUUAAUUAUCGAUCUGUACACCUGUAUUGACGAGGUUUGGAUCAACGAGUUGUUGAACUUGAGUCCAAUGAACUUGGGAACGUGGUAUAAUGCAUGCGAUAUCAGUGUAACCAGGUUUACAGGUUAGUCCGAAAUGCGACGAUCGAAAGUGAAAAGAAAGCAAUUGUAACAGAAAAG